Molecule: messenger RNA, 2141 nt
Organism: Cinclus cinclus
Lineage: Eukaryota; Metazoa; Chordata; Aves; Passeriformes; Cinclidae
Product: zinc finger protein 239-like
Exons: 2
Coding region: 379-1377 (332 amino acids)
Biological process (GO): negative regulation of transcription by RNA polymerase II; regulation of immune system process; regulation of cytokine production
Source: RefSeq, a predicted model, not a curated record
GUGGGGAGGUCUCCUGGAGGUUUCUUUGUGGGACAGGAGAUGUUUGGAUCUUGCAGGACCCCGAAGCUCAGCCGGAAAUGCCCCGGGAGGGAUCUUGGCGGGUCCCACAUUGCGAUCGCUCGUUCUGGCGGAGAGGGGGCGAGAUCGGUUCUGGGGAUAUCCGGGAGAGCCGUGGGGGAAUACGGGAACCCCGGAGCGGGGAGAGCGCAGAGGGGCAAUCCCGGAGCCGGGGGACCCCCGGCAGCCUGGAGGGGUGUGGGAGGUUGGUGAUAAGCGGCCCCAGGCUCUCUGAGGCUGAAAGGGGCACUGGCUUGUCCAGCUGAACUUGGCCCGCAGGAACAUAAACCCAACGCGCUCAACCCUUCUUUUCCCCCAAAAAUGGAUUUCCCAUUCCUAAACCUUGGCCCGAUGGAGGAGGAGGCCGUGAGGAAGAAGAACAUGCCCCCGGAGCCCCAGGCAGACAAGGAGCUGAGGAUGGAGACCAGGGAGGACAAAUCCCUGCAGCAGAACCUUGUGGAAGAGGCUGUUUGGAGCAGCUCCAUUGCACAGGAAACCAGCGAGGAGGAAAAGCCCGGGAGAUCCCACAUGAGGAUGGGCUGCAAACACAGUUCUUGGGUAUCCGAGGAGGAGAACCAGGGCCAAAGAACCGGACAGAGCUGCAGCCAGAGCUCAGAGCUGGGGUUCCAUGAGCAUCUUCAUGAUGCGGAUAAGCCCCACAAGUGUUCAAAUUGUGGGAAGAGCUUCAGCAAGAGAUCCUCCCUGAUCUGGCACUGGAGAAUCCACAUGGGGGAACGGCCCUAUGAGUGUGGGGAGUGUGGAAAGAGCUUCAGUACGAGAUUCAAACUGAUCCGCCACCAGAUGAUCCACACUGGGGAGAGGCCCUAUGAAUGUGACAUACGCAGGAAGAGGUUUCAGACCAGCUCCAAUCUCGUCAUGCAUCAGCGGAUUCACACAGAAGAGAGGCCCUUCCGCUGCCCUGACUGUGGGAAGGGCUUCAAAUACAACUCCCGCCUUGUCUCCCACAGGCGCAUCCACACUGGGGAGAUGCCCUAUGAGUGUGGGCAGUGUGGGAAGUGCUUCAGGACAAGCUCUGAACUGAUUGUCCACCAAAGGAUCCACACAGGGGAACAGCCCUAUGAGUGUGAUAAAUGCAGCAAGAGGUUUCUGACCAGCUCCAGUCUCCUCCUGCACCAGCGCAUUCACAUAGAGGAGAGGCCCUUCUGCUGCCCCGACUACGGGAAGGGCUUCAGGCACAACUCCAACCUCGUCACCCACCGGCGCAUCCACACUGGGGAGAGGCCCUAUGAGUGUUCUGAGUGUGGGAAGAGCUUUUCACAGAGCUCUCACCUGACCAAACACCAAUGGAGGCACCACUAAGGGAAGCCCUGCAAAUCAAGUGCAGGAAGAGCUUCAUGUGCUGCUCCAGCUCCAUUCUCCAUGGCAGGAUCUGUGCUGGAUGAUGCCGAGUGACCCCUGGUGGGCAGAGCCCCGGUGAUCCAUGUUAGGAAGACACCUGGCUGGGCGGCUCCACAUCCUCCUGGCUUCCCUUGAGCACCUGGACAUAUCCACAGAUCAACAUCAGAAAUCCAUUGUGAAGAGCACGUUUGUCGACUUCUGACCCGAGAAAAAUCUCACUCUUUGCAUCUUCUGGUGGCAUCAAGCAACACUGAAUGGCCUUGGAGGUCUUCUCCAAUAGAAAUCCAUCAUUUUAAUCCUUUCUGGCUCAUGGGCAUCUUCCACAGCCAAAUGGGAACAUAUUGGGGCAAACCCCACAAUUUUGGAGAUGGUGGGGUGGAAACCCCUUCAAAAAGGGUUCUUCCCACCCAGCCAAGCAUGUGGAUGCUUUGCCAGCAGGGACACAUAAAUUCUUUUGUUUUGGCCUUGAAACAAAAAGGUUUCUGUUCAUUCCUUUGAAAGCCCUGUAACUGGGGUGUCCUGGUUUGAAGGACAGGUGUUUGCCAAGGAAAGCAGAAGCUUCCCCUUGGACUGAAAGAAAAUAUGAUUCUUCCGAUUAUUAUAAUUUCGGAAUUAAGAGAGCUCUCAGGCAAAGAUAUGGGGGUAGGAAUAACAGUUCUUUACUAGUAUAUUUAACAAGACAAACAAGAACAACAACAGCUAUGAAAUUACCCACAAACAGAACA